AUGGGCAAGACCAAGUCUCGACUCAGGCGUCCCCCUGGCUCUCUUUCUCGGAGAGCCUCGCGGUGUCCCUUUGGUACGCCUUCGCAAAGGCAGCUCAGGGUGUUUCAAACUGUGAUGUGUAUUGAGCCACGUCGUGUUUGCAAGCUGCUCGGUUCCGGGGACAGGCCAAGGUCGACGAUCGACGAGUACUGGUGGCGGUGCGCGCGGUGGACGUCCCGCUCUUCAACCUGCGCGAGGCGUCUCGCGCCUCGUCGAUGGGUUAGUGAAGCUAGCGCGCAAAAGCUUGUCUUCGCACGGCAGAACGCCACCUUAAGCUUCACCGGCGCGCACCGCCAGCCUCCCGAAGCGCUGCUGGAGAAGGCCGUCGUUGCAGGUGAAUUGGCAGACAACCUAAAGCGUCCGAGCAGGCGAAAUACUACACGAACUGGGCCCGGGAGCAGCGCAAGAUUUGACGCCAUCAUUGUGCGCUGCAGCCGCGGGAACCCAGACAUGUUCAAUGAGGGCUUGCAGACCAUGCGCAGGCAGGGCAUCCAGGUCUGGCCUUCGCCGAAUGCUGUGGAAUUCAUGGAAGCCAAGGAUGCCUUGUGCAAAGUUGCCACACUCAACAUCGGCCUCAAGGGCGCACUCACGUACCAUACCCCCGAAGAUUUUGCUUCUGCUUUCGCGCGAACUAUAGCAUUCCACCCGCGCACGAUCAAGCCGAGCAGCGCUUCUGCAGGCGAAAACGUUUGGAUCGUCAAGCUAAAGGAGGGCAAUUAUUGCAAGACAUUUGGGGAAAGAUCUUGCGCAAAUGACGAGGUGUUGAUGUUGGUGGAGGCCAGCGACAAUCACAUGGAAGAGCACACUCUCUCGGAAUUCGUUGAAUUUUGUUUGCAUGGUCGCACGUCAAAGUCGGGAACUUGGAUGUCGAAAAGCGAUGGAAAAUACUUCGACAUGGAGGGUGGCCAGCUCGUGGACCAAGGAUUCUGUCCAAAGCUAGAAGAAGGCGAGCUGCAGUACAACAUGGUGGGGAAGGUGCUUGUAAGUAUCUUGCACAAAGCGCCCUUGGAGAGUGGCGUGGUCGUGGGUGGCAUUGGCGCGAACUACAAGCUUUAUGAUCCAGAAGAGCCAAAGUUCAGACAGCUUACGGAGAUGUUCUUGCAGCAUGAUGUGGAGAAUGUGAUGCCAUGCUUAGGCCUAACAGAUGAGGACAUGCCACUCUGGUGGACGGCAGAUUUCGUGUUGACAUCUUUGAAUGGAGAGGCUGAGCAGGAUAAGUGGGUGCUUCAGGAAUUCAACUGUUCCUGUGUUGGCAUCAAGCAGUGUCUUGCUGCUUGCUGCACGAACGAAGCACCAUUUGCCAAGUACACCGACAUCACCCGCGAUAAUCUGGCAGAAGCCCAGAACAUCGGGGCGAUUAUCGGCAACGAGGUCCGGCGCCAUCUGGAUGACAUGGAGGGCGAGGCUGUGGUGGAUGAAGCAAAAGCUCGGCUGGAGGAGCCACGCCUUGACGAGAAGACGCCAUCUUGGCUGGAGCUUGCCCAGAAUGUGGCCACCGAGUGGCUGCACCUCGUGGGCCUCGCUGCAGUUGGCAAUUGCGGAGCCUGCGCCACUUCUAUUUCGCUGGCCAGCGCGGCCCCUGCGCUGGCCGAUGUGCUGCUGUUAGGAGGUGUUGGGACGGCAGUGGCUGCGGCAGCGGCCGUUUCCUUUGGUGGAACCACCGCUGGAGAGGCCGUGGAAUAUGCCUCCAUGGUUUUCGAGGACUUCUUCGGAGGACCGCCUUUUGCGCAGGUGUACAGGAUGAUGCAGCCGCUGGGAAGAGGUAGCUACGGAGUGGUUCGCAGAGCGCGGCACAUGCGGACACGUCAGAUUUUUGCGGUCAAAGAGAUCCCAAGGGCAAUGGCGUCAGAGCUCGCAAUCAUGCAGACAUUGCAGCAUCCCAACGUCGUGACACUCCGCGACUGGAAAAAGGAGGGACCGCUCCUCUACCUGGUCAUGGACUUGUACCACACGGACCUUGGGCAGAUUGUCAGAGCUGGUGAUUUGGCGCAAGCAAAGGUGUGGCCUAUCUUUCUUCAACUCAUGAGAGCAGUCGCCCACAUCCACAGCCACUACAUCGCCCAUCGCGACCUAAAGUUGGAAAACGUCAUGCUCGAAAGCGCUGCGAACAUCAAGGAGCCACACGUAAGGCUCAUUGACUUCGGCGCCGCUGCAUGCUUCAAGCAUCAAGCGCUCAAGACCACGAUCUUCACCGCGCACUACGUGGCUCCGGAGAUGCUUGCACGCACGCCCGUCUAUGACCACAAAAUUGACCUGUGGUCCUGCGGCGUGGUGCUGUUCUGGAUGCUGGCGGGUAGCCCGCCCUUCCUGGGCAGCGAUGAUCUUGAGAUCCUGCGCGCUGUGAAGCUGGCGAAGUGGCAGUUUGAGCCUGCCAAUGCCUUCUCCGCCAUGGGCCGCAGGCUGAUUUCCGAGCUGCUUGUCGUCGAUGCGGCAAGGAGGUUGAGCGCCUCUGAUGCCACCUUGUAUGUUGAAGGCACGAUGCCUUGCUCUUCGAGCUGCUCCACGGAAACCACGGUCCAGGGGCUGACGCCAAGAUGGUGA
Messenger RNA from Symbiodinium natans, 2580 nucleotides. The record is from the annotation of a GenBank genome assembly. Lineage: Eukaryota; Dinophyceae; Suessiales; Symbiodiniaceae.